Astrephomene gubernaculifera is the source of this 1846-nucleotide messenger RNA. NCBI's taxonomy places the organism in Eukaryota, Viridiplantae, Chlorophyta, Chlorophyceae, Chlamydomonadales, Astrephomenaceae. The record is from the annotation of a GenBank genome assembly.
AUCCUUGUCUCAAGCACCCUAGCAUACCUGCCUAGUCCAACUUGCGAAUUGACGUUGACUUCGGCAGGGCUCUUAAUGGAUACGUCGACGACUGACCACCUGCUUUUAACGGAGGUCAACGUGGCAGACGGGGUAAAAGGGAAGCGGCGAGGGCCCCAAAAACGACGCCUUGUUGACAAGCAUAACGAGGAUUCGGCUCCCAAAGACGUUGAGAUGACCGAACUGGAGCGUGAGAGGGCGGAACUUAUCCGGCGUAACCAGGAAAUGCUUGCCAAAAUUGGCGUGACAACUGCCCUAACGGAACUUCGGAAAGCGGUUGCCGCUGAGUCAGCCACUGCUAAUGCCUCUACGCGAGCUGCGUCAGAGCCGCGACCAGCUCGGGCCCCAAAGCGUGCGCGCGUCCCGGAGCCCAUCCGCCGGUCAACCCGUCGUACCGCCGCUGCCAGCGAACAUAAUGCAGCCGCCCCAGGGGAAGAGCCUGGUGCUGACGGAGCGGUGGAAGCUGCGCCCACCACUGCCCGCGGCGUGGGCAUCAUGACCCAAGAGGAGUACCUGGCGUCCAAGGGGCUGCCGCUGCCCGAGGGCCACUUCCGCACCGACGGCCGCUUCACGGGCUGGGUUGCGCCUGAUGUGGCGGAGCAGCUGGGGCUGGCGGGGAGCGCGGCGGAGGCAUGGGAGCAGGGCGGCGGAGGGGCCUUCCAGCGCAAGAUCAAGAAGUCAGACGUUCCCUCCCACCUGAAGGCCAAGGGCUGGAGCGACGCUCGCGCCUUCGCCGCCGGCCAGCUGCACAAGAACCCCAACGCCUACUUCUACCGCCACACCGCCCCGGGCCUGGACCAGGCGCAGGGUGAGUGGACGCAGGAGGAGCACGACCUGUUUGUGGCCACCGCGCGCAAGUACGGCGUGGGCGACAAGUGGGGCCUGUUCGCAUCCUACAUCCCUAGCCGGGUGGGCUACCAGUGCUCGGCGUACUACACGCAGGUCAUCAUCCCCUCCGGCCUCAUCCUGGACUCCCGCUACAGGAUGGAUGCCUGGGGUGACGCCGUGUUCUGCGGCGGGCGAGGCAGCGAUUGAGAUCCCACCAGGGACAUCAGAGGGAGAGCAGCCAGAGGAGCCGAGGUUGCAGUCCACUGAAGGGCGUUCAAAGCCGCUCGCGCUGCUGCCGCAGCGGCGGCGGACGGCUGUGCUCAAGUUUCGGUUGCGUGGCUACGAACCGUACCCCAUUGCUGCGCCUUUGUGAUUACGGUUGAGCGAGCGCAGGGGCUACGGGCUAAAUUCACGCGGCAUGUGAACUCAAAAGAAGGAUUGGUUGUGUAUUAUUGGAAGUCCAGACAAUUCUUGGGCUAGGAAUAUAUGCUUACGGAUGGUAUUUAUCCUGCUGGCCAGAUGCCAGCCUCUCGUACGGACGAUAGUGAGCUGCGUUUGCAGUGCCGGUCUCCAGUAGCAGUAGCAAUGCAGCAUCCUCCAUAGAGCACCUUGCUGACAUGUCGCGACCCAUGGGUCGUCUCCAGAGGGACGUGCUGCUGUUUUCGUGGCUUGUGUAGCGUGCAACCCACACGCAAUGGCACUGAGUGGUAGCAUGGCUGCAACGUAGCACUGUUGGGUUAGAACGUUGGGCAAAGUAGUACUUCAGAAAGUUGAUUAGCUCUCAGGAUGAGGUUUACGUAACAUGCAUUGCCGGAGUGAUGCCAGUCUAUGCAUCCAACCAGCUCGGAUGUGUGUUCGUUCUGCAAAUACUCAUCUUAGCCCUUUCCGUCUGCUGCCUGGCAGCAGGCAUGCAGGCAGCGUCAGUUUGGUCCGAUGCCCAUGUACUUCAAUCUCAUCUAUCCUCUUAAUCCAUUUCCCG